GUUCGGUCUUCUCUUUACAGCACCGCGCAGCAGCUGCGUCGAUUUGAGCUGCCUUUGGGGCGCCGGGCAACGUGCAGCGGAUAAUUGAAUCAUAAACGGACGGGCGGACAGACGCAUCUCGCAGCGAAUUGCGGGCAAUGUUAACAAAGCCAAGCGAAUAAUUGUUGCAGAGAGCGCCAGGACGACGACCAAGACGCAGACGAGGGCCAAGACGAAGACGAAGGCGAGGAGUAAGCGCAGCGGGCGGCUAAAAGGCGGGAGGCUAAGAAAUGACAGCCGCGCUGCUUUAAUUAAAGUUGCGCGCGGAUGAGGCGCGUGGAGCGGCCAGAGCAGCAAGAGCGAAAGAGAGAGAGAGAGAGAGAGAGACAGAGUGGGUAGACGAGCGAGCGAGAGAGCAGGGAAACGCAAUGUGGCUGAUGCCGCCGCGCACUGUGCACAACAGAACAAAGUGGACGAAAUUGCUUUUGGAAUUGAAUGAGCGUUUACCGGACGCGGGCAUAUAGACAGCGCGAGCAGACAUUCAUUUUGAUUACAUUUUACCUUUUACACUGCGCUACACGAACUGACACACGCAACUGAGAAAUUAGCCGUGAACAAGAAAACGGGAAAACACGAUAAAAAGCAAAGCAAAGCCAAGCCAGCCAAGUGGAAGCCAAGGACCAACUACCAAAUAGCAGGCAAAGUUUUUCGGCCAAAACUCUGCUGUUGAAUUUAACGCAUGAAAUAAUCGCCAACGGGGCGCACUUGCAACUAUUGGGCGUGGCAACAGAGCCAACUGGGAAAUUUGCAUGCCUCAGGCCCUGGAAGAAGUGGAAGAAGUUGCCGCCAUUGCCGCCCAUCGACAGCUACACAUGAGCACGCCGCUGUGACACGACGAGCAAAAGCAGGCGAGGAGGCAUCGCUCACAAUUUCGAUUCGUCAACUACGGCAACGAGAGCAGCAGCAUCGAAAGUGUCAGCGUUUGUCCAUUAAGGCAACUGGGCAGGCUCACAACGAAUUGGCUUCAUCACCACCACCACCAACCCGCACGAAUCCCGGACAACGUUGGCCCACAUUAGCAGCACCAGCAGCUGCAUAAGGAGAAGCAGCAGCAGCAGCAGCAACGGCUAUAGCAAUCUCCUCUUGUUACUGCAACUCCAAAGCUAACCCAUUGGAGCCACCCACAAGCAGCCGAAAUCAUUCCCCACUCCUAAUCCGCACUCGUGACCAGCAGCGAUCCAAUGAAUCUGCUCUGCUGUUGCUGUUGCAGUAACAUGGCACCAAACCAGCGCGUCACACGCAAAUGGGAACUGUUUGCCGGACGCAAUAAAUUCUACUGCGAUGGAUUGCUAAUGUCCGCACCGCACACGGGUGUCUUUUACUUGACGUGCAUCCUGAUUACUGGCACCAGUGCCCUCUUCUUUGCCUUCGACUGCCCCUUUCUGGCGACAACCAUCAAUCCAGUUAUACCCAUUGUGGGCGCCGUUUUAUAUUUCUUCACGAUGAGCUCACUGCUGCGCACAACCUUCACAGAUCCCGGCGUCAUACCGCGUGCCUCCAAUGAUGAGGCCGCCUAUAUUGAAAAGCAAAUUGAAGUGCCAAACUCGCUGAACAGCCCCACAUACCGGCCGCCGCCCCGCACCAAGGAGGUGCUCGUCAAGGGCCAGACGGUCAAACUGAAAUACUGCUUCACCUGCAAGAUCUUCAGGCCGCCGCGCGCCUCGCACUGCAGCCUGUGCGACAACUGCGUGGAUCGCUUCGAUCACCACUGUCCCUGGGUGGGCAACUGCGUGGGCAAGCGAAAUUAUCGGUUCUUUUAUUUGUUUCUAGUCUCACUGGCAUUUUUAGCCGUAUUUAUAUUCUCGUGCUCUGUGACGCAUUUAGUUUUAUUGAUGAAAACGGAACAGGAGGUCUUCAAAGUAAUAAAGAAGGCGCCCUUCACUGUGAUUGUUGUGUUCAUUUGUUUCUUCUCCAUCUGGUCGGUGAUUGGACUGGCUGGCUUUCACACAUAUCUGACCACCAGCGAUCAGACAACGAACGAGGAUCUCAAAGGCUCGUUCUCGUCGAAGGGCGGGCCGCGCACCCAGAAUCCCUAUUCACGCGGCAAUAUUUGCCUGAACUGCUGCCACAUUCUGUGCGGUCCCAUGACACCCUCGCUGAUUGACAGGCGCGGCAUAGCUACGGAUGAGUACAUACAGCAGAUGCAUCAUUCCAGUCCGCGGCAUGCCCUGAGCGAUGUGAUCAGCGCCUCACAAAUGGUAACCACAGCGCAGCCCAUGCUGGGCAGCAUGAGUGGCAUCGGUGGUGCUGGUGGUGGUGUAAGCAUUGGUGGUGCCGGCGCUGAGCUGAAGCCGCGCUUCUAUGACGAGUCAAAUCCCUCUUCCUCGACGUUGGAGAGCAACGGGGUGGCCGCCGCUUCUGGCGGCGCUGUCAACGGCCAUGGACAUGGCCUUGGGAAUGGCUUCGAUCGUCCGCCCAGCUACGAUAUGCUCCAAAACGGUAAGUCCAAGUCGCGUCGGCAGCAGAGUCAACGCUGCUCGCUGCAAACACUGCUGCCAGCUAGCGCACAGCAUCAGUUCAAAGCCAACAAACACAAACAACUCAAACACCAGUCACACCAACAACAACAAACACAAACACAACCGCAUCAGAAGCAACAGCUGCUGGCUGCAGAACUGCAGCUGCAUCUGCAGCAGGAGGCCCUCGCCAGUGGGCUGGCCACGCCGCCCUCGCUGCAGCGCUCGCCGGCGACUUCCUCCUAUCGGCUGAACCUGAAGCGCUCGCUGCACCUGCCGCUGACCCCAUCAUACGAUGCACGCAACUCGCCGCUGCCGCUGCUCCACCAUCACGUGCACGCCCAGCAGACAACCGCCAUUGGCAGCGUGUCGGCGGCGGCAGCGAGCGGGGGCGGCGGCUCCUCGUCGUCGGCGACGACAGCGCCCACCUCGGCAUCGAUGGCAACGGCGCCGGCGCUGGCGCCACGACGACCCUCGACGCUGAAGCUGCAGGGCAGCGCUGCGAUCUCGGCCAGCAACAGCACGGUGACCACAAUACACACAGCGGCGCCACAGCCGCCGGCGCCCAGCGACUUCAAGUACUAUUCCCCGCAGCGCGUCAGCAACUAUCCGUUUCCGAAGGCGGCGCGCAGCAUGCGCCGGCAAUCGACGCAGUCGGUGGACUCGCAAAAGGUGAACAUUGCCGGCUAUCAUCCGCUGCCGAUGCGUCCGCGCUACAAGCAUCAGGAGGUGAUGUUCGAGCUGAAGUCACCGACCAAUCGGCUGACCAUUCGAGAGUGCGACUUUGGCGGUGGCGGCGAACCCUGCGACGACGAUCAGUCGAUCAAGGAUAGCCAGAUCUUUCGUGUUAGUAAACGAAAUCUUUAUAUGAAUCACCGAUCGCCAUGGAAGGAGCGCGAUCGUUACUCGAACCUGUACGAGUAUUCGUUCAACAUCGAUCUCAAUUCGAUUAUCGAGGAUGCCGCGGGCAGCGACUCGUCCUAGUACGCAGCUCGCAGCUCCCAAGCAAACACUGCCGUCGACUGUGACCGCCGCCUGGUCGCAGUUGCCACUGACUACAUUGAUUGGUUGUUAAACGCUGUACGCUCUAAGGGAUUGCCCCGUGCUGGGCUCCUGGCAGUCUGCCUCCGAUUCCUACUGCUGCCAGGCUCGGGCUAGGUAUGCUGUUCGAGCAAAUAGUUAGGCCGUAACGGAACGGAAUUUUUUCCAAAAAAAA
Drosophila navojoa is the source of this 3711-nucleotide messenger RNA. RefSeq names its product Palmitoyltransferase app (gene app). Lineage: Eukaryota; Metazoa; Arthropoda; Insecta; Diptera; Drosophilidae. Gene Ontology annotation, cellular component: Golgi apparatus; endoplasmic reticulum. The record is from RefSeq and is a predicted model, not a curated record. Gene Ontology annotation, molecular function: protein-cysteine S-palmitoyltransferase activity. Gene Ontology annotation, biological process: peptidyl-L-cysteine S-palmitoylation; protein targeting to membrane.